GUGUGACAGAGGUUAGAGGGGCGGGUUUAGUGCUAUUCUGGAAAUCAUUUUGCGUAGCGCAUCUGUAUCGGCACAAAAACAGCGCUGGGAUGUGUGGACUCCUGCAUCGUCUCAGUGUGAUUCAUCCGUACACGGUAUAGUUUAUCUACCCGGUGCGUGUCCAUCCUAUUAAAGCAGGAAAUCCUCAGAUUAAACACUUAAACAGAAUGGAUGGACACAGUCUAUGCUGCUCAGGACUUCACCAUUAGUCUCCAUAUAUAACCCAUCAAAUACUAAAAAAGUCAAAAGAGUUACUGGAUCAGGUGAGAUCAUGGCACAGGUCGAGGAGUCUCACACCGAGGGAGAGGGCAGUCCCCAGAUGAUCUCCUUGAGGUCAGACAUAUCAGGGAACCACGUGGACGAUGGGGAAGUGGGGCCCUCCAUAAGGAGGAAGAGGAGGAAGAAGAAAGACCCGCGUCCGGAGUCCAUCAUUGUUUACCGCUCUGAGAUGGAGAGGGCGCCCGGAGAGGACCAAUGCAGUGAGGAGGGAGCAGAGAGGAGCACAGAGGAGGGAGCUAAAUUCCUUUCCACACCUACAGGCGAAGGAGGAGGAUGGAGCCUUCCCCCAGACAGCCGCUACGUGACCCUGACAGGCACCAUCACCCGAGGGAAGAAGAAGGGUCAGGUGGUGGACAUUCACCUCACAUUGACAGAGAAGGAAAUCAGGGAUCUGGCUAAGUCGAAGGAACGUCUCGACGCAGAGUGCGAGGCGGGGGAAGGCUCUAAACGCGCCUGCGGCUUCGGUGUGUGCCAGGGACCCCAUGUUGUCUUAUGGAGCCUCUCCUGCGCCCCCGUGAUUUUCCUCCUCUCCUUCAUCACGUCCUUCUACUACGGCACUCUCACCUGGUACAACGUCUUCCUGGUGUACAAUGAGGAGCGGACGUUCUGGCACAAGAUUACGAUAUGCCCCUUCCUCAUCAUCUUUUACCCCAUGCUCAUCAUGCCCAUGGCGCUGUCUCUGGCUCUGUACUCCGCCGUGGUGCAGGUGUCCUGGGCCUUCAGCGAGUGGUGGCAGGCUGUGAGGGACCUGGAGAAAGGCUUCUGCGGCUGGGCCUGUGGGAAACUGGGACUGGAGGACUGUUCCCCCUAUAGCAUAGUAGAGCUGCUUGACUCUGAUACUGUUUCUGGCACUCUGCAGAGCAAGGCUCCCAGUGAACUCGCCCAGACGUCAUCAGUGUGAAGCGAGGGGACGCUGAGGUCCAUGGCACAUAUGGGUGUAGGCCUGAGUCAAAGUGAUUCGAAAAAUGUGCCAGAACAUUUAAGCCCGUCACAGGAAAGUACUUGGAAGCUGUUUCACUAUACUUUUCUGUUAAUGACAACUUAUCAAACACUGCCUAUUCUGUCCUGAAAUGCUGAACUAUUACCACAAAAUUUAUAAAGCAUUACUGGAUCCAGAUCACUAUGAAUUAUUCCUCUGAGCAUGGGAGUCGUAAUGUUGGAUAAUUUUUACUUUUACGUUUUUUGUUUUUAGAGUUAUCCUCCAAUCACUGAAUCCCACUCAAAGAUCUUUUGAUAUAUGCAGGCCAUGGUGCCUCCUGUAGUAAAGCUUAGAUAAACUGGCUGUGGAUACACACAUGAUGUCGGAGGCCUGAAGGUUAAAACAAGUUUCACUUCAUCUGUAAAUAUCUGUAAUUAAAUGUACUUGUGUGUUCUGAGCUGUGCACAGAUGUUAGAAACAGGAUGCAUUUCAAAGGCUGUCUUGUAUGUGAAGUCUUCAUAAUCACUCUGUGAAGUUGAAUAUAAGGCUGGAUUACCAACUGGAAAACUGCCCCGAGGGCUCCAGAUGUGUCAGUUACUUUGUUUGAAUUUGAUUAAUUACUGGUUUGAUUGGAAAUAUGCACCAUUUAGCACAAUAUUGCCCAUAACAAGAAGCACCUCAGGGUGGGCAGUGUCUGGUGAAAGGGUUCAGUGUCAGCAUCUAGUUUUCAAAGCUUUUUUAAAGGGUAGGUCUGCAUUCUUUUUGUUUUUUUUCAAAUGCAAACAAACAGUCAGCCAUUAGCAAAAAGAAGUGAUGCAGGUUAGGCUGUGUUCACAUCAAAUCCGGUGUUCGCUUUUUUUGUGUGGUGUCUGAGAGACCACUAGACUUUUGCAUGUCCGCUCGGCCCUCUUUUCAGACUUUAGAAAAUCUAGCCCAUAUCUAGAGACUUUGGCCAAUCACAGGUCAUUUCAGAGAGUGUGUGCACAUCCGUCUAUCUUUUGUGCAGUAAAGAUACCACAGUAAUGAUAAUCAAAAGGAAUUCUACACAACUUUUAAGCCAAGAUUAAAAAAAAUACGGAAGGCAAAUAAUCUACUCCGUUGCCUAGAUGGGGAGAUUGGCUUUGUCUCCGUCCUCCAUCCCCCACAGAAGUGACACUCCCACACCGCCACACAACUCUGCAGCUGAUCACUGCAACACGCUUGGUGUGAAUGCAGCCCUAAAGCGCUGAUAAUAAUAAUAAUAACUUAAAGGUUAGUUUGGAUUUUUUGAAGUGGGCUUGUAGUGUUAUAAUGCUCUCUACAAAACCAUAGACUCCUUUCACUAAAACAGUCAUUUUUCCUCACAGAACACAGGAGUUGCUCGCCUACUGCUGCCUCGAUCGGUUAGUUUGUUUGAUAUUGUAUGACUUUUGCUCCCAAACUAAGGUAGUGGAUAUCAGCAGAAGUACAUCGCUUAGCUUCCAUCAUGCCAGUCAGGGGGUUAGAGAAAUGUUGCUAAUUUGGAAGAUCAAUGACACACAAUUCUCAAAGACAGCUUGGUUUCGUGAUGAAGAGGCAUAAUAGAUGGGCUGGAAGGUUUAUUUGUAGGAACGUCAUCCUGAAAAAACCUGCAUCAGGUCAGGUGGGAAAUUAUUUUUAGAAGUGCUAAUAAUAAUAAAGGACCUGCCCUUUAAAAGAUAAGGAUGGCAUUACUUUAUAUUUUCCACAUAGUCAACCAACCAACACUGUGGCUCAUUGAUGUGUUUUUAAUAAUUUCUUGAGAACAAUGAAAGUGUGUCUCAGAAGAAUAAGCUACGUUAAGCUUUGGAUAAAUAGGAUGCACUUGGUAGAAAGAAAAAUCCAGUACUGACUUUGGUCUUUUUAUGGGUUUUGUUGACAGUAAGAAAAAUAUAGAAUAUCACCAGCCUUAUCUUUUAAUACCAGUAUGGCUCCUGAUGAUAUUGUGCUCACAUGGUGCGUAUUCCUCAAAAAGAUUCCUUCAAGAAGUCCCUCAGCAUGAGUAGGCUCCUUGUUGGUGUGUAGGCUGAUUAUGAUUAAGCUGUGAGGUGUUGCUGCUGUGUGCUCUGUACUUAAUGUGUACAUUUAGAUGUAGAGUACAUAAACAAUGUACAGAGGGACGGAGGAAGAGAGAUCAAUAGGGGCCCAAAGCAGGUUAAUGCAGCCGUGAUUUGAAGCCAUGGUCAGGACAAGCUGACAAACCAGACAUUUCUUUAGUGAAGUCGUUUUUCAUUGUCAUUUUUUCCUAUAUAUAAGGCACCAACAACACAGAUGCUUGUGAUCUUAAACUACUUGUGUUAUCUUCUCAAUUUUAUUCCACACACGAGUAAAAUGCACUCACCGUAAUUUUCCACCUGCCUGUUACAUUUCCACACAUGAUUUUAAUGAUUUAAUUUAUUUUAAAUAUUUAAGUCUCGUACACUUCUUGAAAUUGUCGUAGCUAGGUGUUUUAUACUCUGGCACUUUGAAGUACAUGUAUUGCAAACAGCGAUCAUGACUGACAGGGUUGGUUUGGUUAGAUCAGAUGGUUUAAAUAUUUGGGGAUUCAAAUGUUUAUGACAGACCUAGCUGGGCUGAGUAAUUCAGUUUUGCUUUCAUGCAGGUAAAGACAUGGAUCAGUGGGUGUGGAUGGAGUCUGUAUUCCACGUUACAUGUUGUGAAACCACACAAUGCAAAGUAAAGAAUUACACAAAUGAAAUAAAACGUUGUGUCAUUA
This is a messenger RNA of Epinephelus moara (kelp grouper), 3950 nucleotides long. RefSeq names its product transmembrane protein 169b (gene tmem169b). The record is from RefSeq and is a predicted model, not a curated record. Lineage: Eukaryota; Metazoa; Chordata; Actinopteri; Perciformes; Serranidae. Bases 224 to 1219 code for a protein of 331 amino acids. The transcript has 3 exons.